AGUAAAGGUGGUAAAAGCCUCGUCGUGAUUGGAUCAGUCAUAGUUGUUUCGUCAUUGCGUCCUUCAGUGUCAUUGUUUGUGUUUCGGUUAAUAUUAAAUACAAAUUUUUGUUCUAAAGAUGGAUAAUUUCGACGAUAAAGAUCAUUGUGACUCAAGUAUGGCGGCAUCGGAGACAAGCUUAUACGAAGACGGACCGUCGGCCGAAAAACGGCUAAAAUUCGACGACUGUGAGAGUGAUUCCACGUUCCCAUCGGUUUGUAACGAAAUGCAGCACGCUAUAUUCAGAUUCCAAGAGGGCGCGCGUGGUCCAAUAUUCGAGACUAACCCAAACCAGCAAAUGCCCGUAGCGGAGUACUCGGAAAUAUCUUCGGCCAGUGAAGGUUACCGAACUCCGUCACCAGACUUCACGCCUAACGCAAGUCACACUUCUUCGCCGGUGCCCUCUGGAAAUCCACUAUCGCGCAGUUGCUCUGUUAUAAUGCGGCCAACAAAAAUUACGUCAACGGAACUGAUUCCAUCGGAGGAAGGCGAACACAACUAUGCCGUUCAUUCCCCACCGAGCUGUGGUACCAUGAGUGGAACCGAAGGCUCUCCCCCAGCCAUGGGACUUGCUAAUCACACUGUUGAUUCUGGUAAUGCCACACUAGCUCUAGUCGAGGAACCACUUUGUGUGGCCAAUUGGAUCGAACCGUAUGAAAUGGAGGAAAGGUUGGAUGCUAAUCCACUGGUACGGGAAUUGAGGAUAUUGGUGGAACGGUCAAACAAACGAAGGGAGCGUUAUAUGAUUGCUCGCAUGGGCGAACUACCGACCUCUUUGGAUUACAACCCAAACAAAUCACGACUUCGGAAAGUAUAUGCUGAUCCUAUGAUAGCCGCUGAACGAGAGCGAAAUAACUUGGCAUCGCGUAAAUCACGUUUUAAGAAAAAAAUAACCCAACAGAUUACCAAUCUAUAUUUGGAGUACAAUCGUAACGAGAAUGGAAUACUUAUGGCAGUUAUGUGCUGGAUGAAAUUAGUUCUCAAUGAUCUAGAAAAGGAAAUAAUCAAUAGAGGCAUCACUGAGCAGGGUUUAGCACAACUACGACGGCAAUGCGGUUAUCAACCGAUAAUGUACGAAUAGCUGUGAUAGUAUAUAACAAAAGUCACGUUUAGCAUAAGUUUGGUAAACUAAGAUAUGUACUCCAUUCGUACAAGUUUCAGAAAUUAUCUCAACUACUGUCCUUGAUUCAAAACUAUGUGAAUCAGCGUAAAUUUUAAGCACCAAAUCUGAAUCUUAAAUUAUCUUUAUCGAUUAUGAAAAGAACA
Messenger RNA from Uranotaenia lowii, 1305 nucleotides. RefSeq lists its product as uncharacterized. The transcript is spliced from 3 exons. Bases 119 to 1120 code for a protein of 333 amino acids. Lineage: Eukaryota; Metazoa; Arthropoda; Insecta; Diptera; Culicidae. The record is from RefSeq and is a predicted model, not a curated record. Gene Ontology annotation, biological process: regulation of DNA-templated transcription. Gene Ontology annotation, molecular function: DNA-binding transcription factor activity.